AUGAACGCUCUGAACUAUGACGUUGAUGUGUCCAGCAGCGGUGCCCUGCAGAACAGCCUGUUCAAGGUCGAUGACCAAGACAUUCGCAAGGGUAUGGAGACACUUGUCUCCAAGUCGAUGCAGCGUGCCAAGUACUUCAUCGCUGGCAAGACGAACAAGCAGCUGUGGCCGCACUACGCUCUUAACACGCCCCUUUACACUCACUUCACUUGCCCCACUCGUCGCUACGCCGAUAUCAUUGUUCACCGCCAGCUUGAGGCUGUCCUGUCUGAGGGCAAGAUUGAGUACACUGAAGAUCUUGAGAACCUUGUCAAGACCAUUGAGUCAUGCAACACCAAGAAGGACUCGGCGCAGAACGCUCAGGAGCAGAGCAUUCACAUUGAGUCUUGCCGCGAUAUGGACAAGAAGCGUCAGGAGGUCAACGGCGAUCUCAUUACUGAGGGUAUCGUUAUUUGCGUUUAUGAGUCGGCCUUCGACGUGCUCAUUCCUGAGUGGGGCUUUGAGAAGCGUGUGCAUUGCGACCAGCUGCCUCUCAAGAAGGCCGAGUUCCGAAAGGAGAAGCGCGUUUUGGAGCUGUACUGGGAGAAGGGUGUGCCCAGCUCGGCGUACGUGCCCGAGGAUGAGCGUCCCAAGGCAGCGGCUUCACAGCGCGUUACGAACGCACGCGCCGCGGCUCGUCAGGCCGAGGAAGCGGACCGCGCCCGCAAGGAGCGCGAGGAGGCGGCGCGCAAGCAGACGGAGACUGGCACCAUCUCUACGGAUGAUGUCGAUGCCCUUUUCGAUGAUGACGAGGACAAUGCGUCGGAUAUUACUGAGGCCAUGGCCGGUGCGUCUCUCGCGGAACGGCCCACACAGAGCGUCCCAGGCUCGCCGACUCGCACGUCGUCCAACGCCAAGGGCCUGCAGAGGACCCGAUCGGACUCGAAGGUGCCCGUCUCGGAGGCGCCGGAGACGCGCCUGUCGAACAAGGAGAAGUACCUCAGCCUGUUCAAGCUGCGUGAGGAAGGCGGCGAGUACAUUCAGGACGUGACCGAGAUGACGCGCGUGCCGGUGAUUCUCAAGACGGAUCUUACCAAGAGCCCUCCGUAA
Verticillium dahliae VdLs.17 is the source of this 1089-nucleotide messenger RNA. RefSeq names its product SSD1 protein. Gene Ontology annotation, molecular function: RNA binding; 3'-5'-RNA exonuclease activity. Gene Ontology annotation, biological process: mRNA catabolic process. The record is from RefSeq and is a predicted model, not a curated record. The transcript has a single exon. NCBI's taxonomy places the organism in Eukaryota, Fungi, Ascomycota, Sordariomycetes, Glomerellales, Plectosphaerellaceae. The coding region runs from base 1 to 1089 and encodes 362 amino acids. Gene Ontology annotation, cellular component: exosome (RNase complex); P-body.